UGGUGUGUCUCACGGUGAGCGAGUUAAUGUUUGCUGUUACCCAGACUCCUCAUUUGCUAGUAAAAUGGUUUGUUGCCCUUCGAAAACAGUGAAAAGGAGCUGCUGGAAUAUGAUCACUUGGUGACCAAGCAGUCACACCUUCUUACUCCACCCCAAACCAAGUCACAAGUCUGGAAUGUAUGGCAACAAUCUCAAGGUUUCUAUGAAUAGAAAGUGUCUCCCCUGUGAAUUUGGGAUCCAACCUGUAAGAACGCGCCCAGCUCAUCCAGACAUGUGGUGGCCUGUGCAGUGCAUGUUGACUAGAGCAGCUAGCAGUGCUCUGAGUGAGUGAGUGAGUGCAAGACACAGACAUACGGUGCAUGAGGUUUUCUAUGAGUAAGUGACCGUCUUUUGCUGAGUCUUAUCUCCAAGAAGAUAUCCAACAAUUACACCCCUAGACAGAAAGUUAGGUUGGUGAAAGCUUCGGCAAGGAGGGCAGCUUCAUGAUGGCCAUGUGACUGAGGACUGAGGAGAAUGGGAAGAAGAACAGAAGAUAUGGAGAGCUUUCAUUGACAUGGACGUAAGGACUGGAUGAUGGGAACUCAGUGAGGAACAUCCACCAGAAGAUUUCUACUGAGGCCAAAUAGAAGUACACAGGCCCUCAGAAUGUUCCAGAGGAAGAAGAAGAAGAGGAAGAUAGAGAUCUCUGCACCCAAGAACUUUGAGCACCGGGUGCACACGUCGUUUGACGCUGUACGGGGCUGCUAUGUAGGACUACCACCUCAGUGGCAGAGUGUCAUAGAAACACUGAGGAGACCCAAGCCUGUGGUAGAUCCCUCCACCGUCACACCUGUGCGGCUCAAGCAAGAGAAGACCAUUGUGCGGGGCAGUUUUAUUGGACAUGGAGACUACAUCGCUGCAGCGAUUGCUGAAAUGACCCGCCUCUCUGUCACCAGCUCCAAUUCGCUCAGGAGGACCAGCCCUUCGCUACGGAAACGAGCGCAGUCCAUGGGCCGCCUCGGUGAGGUGCCCGAAGGGGACACAUAUCAGUAUCAGGAACUAAACAAGAACAGACAGACAAAUGGACAGCCUGUCCUGGACUGGCAUGAAAGAGCACGGCAGGUAUACAGUGAGGGUGGAAGUCCACGGCCUGGCGCCAAAAAGAGCGCCACUCUGCAGCCUAAUGGGUUGCCACCAAGAGCCAAAUCUAUUAUCGAAGUCAGCACGACGUCCAGUGAGCAGCCUCGGCUCAUGCCAAGGGACAUCUUAUGUUCACCUGAAGCGGAUCAAACAGAGAAGUAUUCACACAGUGAGAGAUUAAGGCUUCACCAGCCUGCUCUGGCUUGGAGAGACAGUAAGACCAACCCCAGACCUGUGUCCUGCAUCUACAAUACUCCUACAUUAAACCAAGGGUCAAAGCUCAGCAAUCCAAAUCCAAGGAUGACUCCAAGCCCAGAACUUCCUGCGGGCUCUGUGGACGCCCCUAGGAGGCCCUACUCCACAUAUGACUUGAAGACAAACUCCUUUGGUUUCUCAGCCAUGUCAAAACCUAAUGGCACCAGCAGCCCAAAACCAGGGCAUGGCACACACUCCCACCCACCCCUACAGUCUUCCUCUAGCUAUACAUUAGGUUUUUCUCCUAUCAAAGCCUCAGUGCCACCUAUGCAGAACAGUCCCUCCCAGCCUCGGCCCUCCCCUACUGGCUCUCCUGCCACCAACCUGCCCGGAGCCUCCUCUCCCUGCUUGAGGACUGCUCAACCAGCCACCAUCAUCAGUGAGCAGCCCAAGAUCACCCAUGCACAGUUUAAGGCUGCUCUGCAAAUGGUGGUGGACAAGGGAGACCCCCGCACAUAUCUGGAGAACUUUGUGAAGAUUGGAGAGGGCUCGACGGGUGUCGUCUGCAUCGCACGGGAAAAGCACAGUGGGAAACAGGUUGCAGUGAAGAUGAUGGAUCUAAGGAAACAACAAAGAAGAGAGCUGCUCUUUAAUGAAGUGGUCAUCAUGCGGGACUACAGGCACAAGAAUGUAGUGGAGAUGUAUAAGAGUGCUCUAGUGGAGGAGGAGCUCUGGGUCAUAAUGGAGUACCUGCAGGGUGGUGCAUUAACCAACAUAGUAUCUGAAACCAGGCUGACAGAGGAGCAGAUAGCUACAGUCUGUGAAGCGGUGUUACAGGCUCUGGCCUAUCUCCAUGCACAGGGUGUCAUCCACAGAGAUAUCAAGAGUGACUCCAUACUGCUGACACUGGAUGGAAGAAUCAAGUUGUCAGACUUUGGAUUCUGUGCUCAGAUCAGCAAAGACAUCCCAAAGAGGAAGUCUUUGGUCGGAACUCCAUAUUGGAUGGCUCCAGAGGUCAUUUCCAAAACCCCCUAUGGAACAGAGGUGGAUGUGUGGUCUCUGGGCAUUAUGGUGGUGGAGAUGGUGGAUGGGGAGCCUCCUUAUUUCAGUGACACACCAGUAGCUGCUAUGAAGAGGUUAAGAGAUGAACCAGCACCUUCUGUCAGGAACUCAAGCAAGAUCUCACCAGUGCUGAGGGACUUUUUGGACUCCAUGCUGACCAGGGACCCUCUGCAGAGAGCGAGUGCCAGUGACCUGCUUAAGCACCCUUUCUUGCUGCAGAGUGGCUCCCCGCGCUGCCUGGUGCCGCUGGUGGAGCAGUACCGGAAACGCAUGUCUUUCUGUUGAGCAGUUCAAGCUCAAAUAAUGGAGGUUUAUUUGGAACACUAUAAACUGACUUCCCUGCUGCACAUGUCUUCUGUGACAUACUGCAUUCACACUGGAUUGUGAAGUGCUUCUGCUUGCAGUGAUCUCCAACUCCACCAUAUUUUUUAUGUAUAUACUUUAUGUAUGUCAGUGGUUCCCAAUAAUGGUCCUGGAGUACCACAGAUUCACCUUUUUUUGAUAUUGUCUACAUGAUUCACUGGAACCACUGCCUGUUUUUUGCAACAGUUCAUUAAAGUUAAAUUCCAGAUUUUGGAAUUUAGUUUUGUAAGUAUGAAUAAAAAAAUAAGCAAAUAAAUAUCUCAGUUAAGACAUGCCGUCAUUGUACAGGAUUUUCUGUUUGAUAAAAUAAAUAAAAAUUGAAGCUUAAUGUCUCAUUUC
This is a messenger RNA of Colossoma macropomum (tambaqui), 3078 nucleotides long. RefSeq names its product p21 protein (Cdc42/Rac)-activated kinase 6b (gene pak6b). Bases 646 to 2661 code for a protein of 671 amino acids. Lineage: Eukaryota; Metazoa; Chordata; Actinopteri; Characiformes; Serrasalmidae. The transcript has 12 exons. Gene Ontology annotation, cellular component: cytoplasm. Gene Ontology annotation, biological process: intracellular signal transduction; regulation of MAPK cascade; protein phosphorylation. The record is from RefSeq and is a predicted model, not a curated record. Gene Ontology annotation, molecular function: protein serine/threonine kinase activity; ATP binding.